This is a messenger RNA of Astyanax mexicanus (Mexican tetra), 2257 nucleotides long. It is a transcript of the gene pnkd, whose product is annotated as PNKD metallo-beta-lactamase domain containing. The record is from RefSeq and is a predicted model, not a curated record. The transcript has 9 exons. NCBI's taxonomy places the organism in Eukaryota, Metazoa, Chordata, Actinopteri, Characiformes, Acestrorhamphidae. Gene Ontology annotation, cellular component: mitochondrion. Gene Ontology annotation, molecular function: hydroxyacylglutathione hydrolase activity. The coding region runs from base 30 to 1115 and encodes 361 amino acids.
UGACGUCACCGCCGCCCCCGCCCACCGUUAUGGCGCUUCCGGACUGGACGCUGUGUGUGUUCGGGGUGGCCUCGGUCUGCGGCGGCUUCUACAUCUACCGCCUGCUGUCCGGCGGCCGGAGGAGCGCGUGGAACCGCGGACCGCUGGCCGAACUGAUGGCCCGGACCGAGAGACCGCUGUUCUGGAUCGCGUAUUCGCUGUACGCACGGACCAAACUGGGCUAUGUAUUUUACAAACGUCAGAUGAAGAAAGCACGGGAGAAAUACCCAUCAGGCCACUCUCGCACCCAGCCCACAACCAUAAACGGUAUCAAGAUCAUCCCUGUUCCAGUUCUGUCUGACAACUACAGCUAUGUAAUUAUUGACACUGCGUCCAGUCUGGCUGCUGUGGUGGACCCGGCUGAUCCUCAGUCUGUGCAGAGCUGUCUGGAAGAAGAGGGUGUGACUCUAGAGGCGAUUCUCUGCACACAUAAACACUGGGACCACAGUGGAGGAAAUCGUGCUUUGAAAAGGCUUCACAGUUCCUGUAGGGUGUAUGGAAACCUUAUGGACAACAUUCCUGGCCUCACACAUCCUCUGACAGAUAAAGAUACCAUAGACGUUGGGACGAAGCUGCGCUUCAGGGCCUUUUACACUCCUGGCCAUACUGUGGGUCACAUGAUUUAUCUCUUGGACGGACGAGUGUUUGGAGGCCCCAGCAGCCUCUUUUCAGGGGACCUGGUUUUUCUCUCAGGAUGUGGGAGAAUGUUUGAAGGCAACGCAUCAACAAUGCUGUCGUCUCUGGACACAGUCGGCUCACUGAACGACGACACACUGCUCUGGCCUGGUCACGAGUAUGCUGAGGAUAACCUGCUGUUCGCUGCAGAAUUGGAGCCGGGUAACAUAACGCGGGAACAGAAGCUCCAGUGGGUUCUGCAGCAGAGAGGGCAGAGACUGUGCACGAGUCCAUCUACACUGGCAGAAGAAAAGCAGUACAAUCCAUUCCUGAGGAGCCAUGCUCAGGAUCUUCAACAAGCUUUGGGCCUGCAGCAGAACCAUGAUGAGGACUGGACCUUGUACAGAGCUCGGGUCCUGGAGGAGCUACGUAGAAGGAAGGACAUUUAUAAAAGCAGAUAGACACCACAGUCUUGCACUAAUAAACCCCUACCAACUGGCCCUGAUGUUGUGUUCCUCACCCAAAGUGUGUAGGAUUGCUGUAUGGGAAAGGUGGGCACUGACUGAGGCAGAUGGGCAAUAAUAGACUGGGAAAUCAUAUUUGGUGGGUACAGUUUGCACAGUUUGACAAGAUAGACCAUUACUAAGUCGCUGUUGUCUCUAUGCUGGAAGCUGGAACAGCCACUUGGAGCGGUUUUCUCCAAAACAAGAUGGUUUCAGGCUGAUUUCAAUCUCCUUAGUCUUACUUGAGCUGCUAUAAAUUUAUAGAAACAGCAAUGUAUCAUGCACACCCUCUCCUGUUUGAACUAGGGUUGUACAAUACCUUUUAAAGCGUAUUUUUAUCGUUCUCAUGAAACGCAUUAAGAGUUACGAUAACAUUGAGCAUAAUAGCUAAUACAAACUCUUCAUCCUAAAAACUCUAUCACGUUACAUAACGAGGCUGGAGGUAGAGUGAAGUAGAGCAGUGUGUGCUUUCACAGUGGACCUCACUCUGCCUCACUCUAUUUCUCAUCCUGGGAAAAAUUUGUCUAGCUAAGCCAAGUGCUGAAAAACCUUUGAGAAUCUUAAAUAAAUUUAGAUUCUUUAAUUUAUCUUGUUUCACAUCAAUAUUAUGAUAUUCAACAGUGUUAUCACACAUUACAUUUUUCCAUAUCGUACACCCCUAGAUUGAACCAACUUUACCAUCUCUACACAGAAGAGCAAUCCAUGUUUAUAAUCUCAAGGAUUUUCCACAAACUGAUGCUGACCAAAAUCAUGGGCUGCUGUUCUGUGCAGACCUACACCUUCUUCCCAAACCAACCCUUUAUAGACUGUAUAUAACUGGUCUAUACCAGAGGAGGCAAAAUAAGCUGCUUAAAAUCUUCCUCGAAGAUGCUUCCAACGGAGGACACGCCACAGUAUUCUGCCCAAGAAAUGUUUAAAAUAUUUUGGAGUGACAUCACUGUGGUCAUACCCACAAAGCACCUGAGCACAUGUUUAUUAUUAAAUUAAUUAUUUAUUAAUUUGGUAAUUUUUUGAAUUGUGUAUGUGUAGAAAACACUUUCGUGAUUGUAGAACAUAUGUCACUUAUUAUGAACAAAUAAAAAAGAGAUAAAUAAAAUGAA